AUGGUGUCAUCCUGGCCUGGGCUGCUGCUAGGGGCCAUGCCACAGCAGUGGGCUGCGUUGAUAUCUGUGGCUCCUGUUAUCACUGAAAGCCGUGAUAGGGCUGCGCAGGGUUGGUGCGAGAGCUGGCUUUGCCCCUUGCCAGCUGCAGCACACGUGAGAGCAGGCCCUGCUCCAGACCUGGGCAGUGCACUAGAGCUGACCCAGUGGGCAGGGUCGCAGAAAGAGGAUCACAUCACUGCGGCCUACCCUGUCAUUAGUGAUCCACCUUCUCAGCUUCUCCAGGGCUUGCUCAAGGGCUGGGUACCUUCUCUACAGCUGGACCCCGCUCAUCCACAGUUGCCUCCUAGUGCCGGGGGAGGAGCCAAAGAUCCUGACAGGACUAGCAGGGUUGCCUCCCUCCCUCAGGGACUUCCUGCUGUCACUAAGUCAGGCGAGGGAGCUCACUGGGAGAAAGCCGGACUCUGCCAGGCUCUGCUGAGUGGGCCACAUCCUGGUGUUCGGGACACACAUGCUCUCUUGAGAGUCCCUAUGCUGAGGCUGUACUUUCUUAUCAGUUUGUUGUGCUUGGUGAAAUCAGACACGGAUGAAACAUGCCCGUCCUUCACCAGACUGAGCUUUCACAGUGCAGUGAUUGGCACAGAACUAAAGGUGAGGCUGAUGCUCUACACACAGAGAAACCAGCCCUGUGCACAGCUCAUCAACUCCACGGCUCUGGGGAGCCUAAAUGUGACCAAGAAAACCACCUUCAUCAUCCAUGGCUUCCGGCCAACAGGCUCCCCUCCUGUUUGGAUGAAGGAGUUGGUCCUGAGUUUGCUCAAUGUAGAAGAGAUGAACGUGGUGGUUGUUGACUGGAACCGAGGAGCGACCACCGUGAUAUACACCCACGCCUCUGACAAGACCAGAAGAGUAGCUCUUAUUUUGAAGGAAUUUAUCGACCAAAUGCUGGCCAACGGAGCAUCUCUGGACAACAUUUAUAUGAUCGGAGUGAGUCUAGGAGCGCACAUAUCUGGAUUUGUGGGAGAAAUGUACGCUGGGAAGCUGGGAAGAAUCACAGGUCUUGAUCCUGCAGGCCCUUUGUACAACGGGAAACCUCCUGAGGACAGAUUAGAUCCCAGCGACGCACAGUUCGUGGACGUCAUCCACUCCGACACUGACGCGCUGGGUUACAAGGAACCACUAGGAAACAUAGACUUCUACCCGAAUGGAGGACUGGAUCAACCGGGUUGCCCAAAGACAAUAUUUGGCGGCAUGAAGUACUUCAAGUGUGACCACCAGAUGUCUGUGUUCCUGUACAUCGCAUCCCUGCAAAAUAAUUGUUCCAUCAGCGCCUACCCCUGCGACUCAUAUCGGGAUUACAGGAAUGGCAAGUGUGUCAACUGUGGCAUUGGGCAAAUGGUGUCCUGUCCCCUCCUGGGCUACCAUGCUGACAGUUGGAAAGACCAUUUGCUGGACAAACACCCUCCGAUGAUGAAGGCAUUUUUUGACACGGCUGAGGAAAAACCGUUCUGCAUGUAUCAUUAUUUCGUGGACAUUGUAUCUUGGAACAAGAACAUAAGAAGAGGGUUCAUUACAAUCAAACUGAGAGGCGAAGAUGGAAAUAUCACAGAAUCCAAGAUUGAUCAUGAGCCAUCGACCUUUCAGAAGUACCAUCAAGUGAGUCUGCUUGCAAGAUUUAAUCAAGAUCUGGAGAAAGUUGCAGAAAUGUCCUUGCUGUUCUCCACAGGUUCUGUGGUAGGCCCAAAGUACAAGCUCAGGGUCCUGCGAGUGAAGCUGAGGUCGCUGGCGCAUCCAGACAGGCCUCACCUGUGUCGGUAUGAUCUUGUCCUUCUGGAAAAUGUUGAGACAUUCUUCCAACCUAUUCUGUGCUCCAAGUAG
Arvicola amphibius (Eurasian water vole) is the source of this 1875-nucleotide messenger RNA. RefSeq names its product lipase H (gene Liph). Gene Ontology annotation, biological process: lipid metabolic process. Gene Ontology annotation, molecular function: lipase activity. The transcript is spliced from 13 exons. The record is from RefSeq and is a predicted model, not a curated record. The coding region runs from base 1 to 1875 and encodes 624 amino acids. Lineage: Eukaryota; Metazoa; Chordata; Mammalia; Rodentia; Cricetidae.